UAGCGUUUCCUCUUAUCAUUUUUUUUUAUCUUGUAUAAGGAAUAGGGACAGCCAGCAAAUAUUUCACACGUCCAUGAUUACAGCAGUAUCUUCAAAUCAUGAUUGUCGCAUCGUUGCGUUAGUGCCUUUAAGUUCGAUUCGAGUACGAUCGUGUCGGGCGUGAUGUGCGUGUGCGUCUUUCCGCGAAGCCUUGUUCAGUGGAUUCAAUGAAUUUGACAAGUUUCGGAGAGCGGUGAAUCGCGUCGAGAGGUUAACGGCGAAAGCGAAUAGCAGACUCUUUCGUGGAAAAUCGAUUAAAUCCAGGCAGACCGUGUGGAGAGAUUCGACUACAUUCAUGUCGUCGCGUGAUCGUCGCCGUACGCUAUAGAUAGAGAGGGAGAGAGAAAGAGAUAGUGGUUUGGCCGAUGAGCGGCGGCUGUCAACUCGCAGAUCUCGCUCUACGCUCGGACAGUUCUCGGCGAUUUCUCGGAAAAUCUCGCCUCUCCUGAUCUGAAAAUAGCCGCCGCGCGCUCGUGUUGAAUGCGUGCGACACGAUUUACAACACCGUGCGACUAAGAAGAGCUUCUUAUAUGACAUCGGGCAAGGAAACAAUGGGUGAACAACCAAUCUUUACGUGCAAAGCGCACGUAUUUCACAUUGAUCCCAAGACAAAGCGGUCUUGGGUACCUGCAUCAUCAGCAGCAAUAUCAGUAUCAUUCUUUUAUGAUUCUACCAGAAGUCUGUACAGAAUAAUAUCAGUUGAAGGAACAAAGGCAGUUAUAAAUAGCACAAUUACACCAAAUAUGACUUUUACAAAAACGUCACAGAAAUUUGGCCAAUGGUCAGAUGUCAGGGCGAAUACUGUAUAUGGUUUAGGUUUUGCAUCUGAGGCUGAAUUAGGAAAGUUUAUUGAGAAAUUUCAUGAAGUGAAAGAAGCCACUAAACUAGCCAGCGCCAAGUUACAGUCGAAUAGUUCUUCAGUUACGCCAGCUACCAGUGCGAAUGUUAGCCCUAUUACGUCUCGGUCGGGUAUGCCAUCGUCGGAACAAGAUCUUAUCGAUCCGCCAAACUCUUCGAUGAUUAACUCCAAUGUGUCGGCAUCGAACAACCCGAAUCCGAAUGCCAAUAUGAUAUCCGCUCAGAACAGUGUAUCUUCGGUAAGCAGCAGUCCUUUACCUGGUAGUUGUCAGAAUAAAGUGGACGAUGAAUUGAAAAACACAGUCCAUUCAAGAUCACAGAGUGUUUCUCAGCAGAGUACAGAAAGUCCGCAGCAUCAAGGGAAAUCGGCGCAACUGAGCUCUACACAAGGUGGACAGUCGGCUGAGAUGCAGCUCAAGUACGAGAACGAUAGGCUGAAACUUGCUCUAGCUCAGAGUUCUGCUAAUGCCAAGAAAUGGGAGAUUGAAUUGACUACCCUCAAAACCAAUAAUGCAAGAUUAACAAGUGCAUUACAAGAAUCCACAGCUAAUGUUGACGAAUGGAAGAGACAACUCCAAUUAUAUAAAGACGAAAAUGCCAAAAUAAAAGCUAAAUACGCCGAUUUGGAAGCUGGAAAAAUCGCAGAAGGAAAUAGCGAAGCCUUAAGAUUGAGAGUUGAAGCAUUGGAAAAUGAAUUGAGGACGCGAAAUGAAGAAAUCAAAGCUCUCACUAUGGCCACUAAGAGUAAAGAUUUUGUGGCUCUACAGAAGGAGAAUGCAGAACUUCGCGAUAUGUUAAAUGUAGUUCAUGAACAAUUAGAACUUGCAUUGAGUGCAAAUAAGGUUCAAAAACAAAAUUUGGAUACGUUAAAUGCCAGAUUAGCUGGUUACAUACAAGAUUUGGUAACUGUACAUCGAGAAAUCACUAAUACAUUGCAAACUUAAGUUUGCACCAUAGGAAAACCUAAGAAUGCCUUUCUUAGGUCUUUUGUAUCUACUGUAAGCACGAUGUACGAAUGGAUGACAUAGAUUAAUAAUCAAGGGAAAAGUUCCAAAAAUUAAAAAAAAAAGAAAAAAAAAUCGAAAGCAAAUUAAUCGAACAGAAAAAUUAUAGAAUACUGAGAUAGUCGUCUCUCGAAAAUAGUACACUACAGAAAAGCUCUCCGAGCGUGUAUUUAUAUUGAAUCGAUCUGAUCCGUUUAGCAUUUCUCUUUAGAAAUAAGUUUUGUGCCAUAAUCGUGCUAUUGUUAUACAGAAUAGGACACUUAACUUUACCACCUGCUUUUCUCCUUCUGAAAUUUUAUGCAUUUAUAUGCUUUAAAAAUGCUCUAUUUAGAUAUAUAGUCUUACAAAUGCAAUAUGAAUGCAAGUUACAAAUUUGCACUUGUGAUUAUUUCCAAAAAUAAUCUGUUUCCAAAGAAAGUGAUAAAGAAAUUUAGAUGAAUUUUUUUUUAUAAAUAAAAUAAGUUAUCCUAUAUAUAAGUUUUUCAUAUAAGAUAAACUCUGCUCAUCUUUUAAGAAACUGGCUAAUACUCGUCUAGAUAUUAUUUUCCUGAAAUUUACUUUGCAUAUUCUUUUUAUCCACAAUUUAUAAGACAUUAACAAUGAUAAUCUUGACAUACACAUCUUAAUAAUUUUGUAGUAAGUUACUACUUGACAUCUCAUUCUAAACAUAAUAAUAAUACAGUUAUACUGUAUAGAUACAUAUAGAAUCAUGUACAGACAUUAAAUCAACAAAAUUGAUAUAUCAGUGAUUUAAGAAACUUAUGAGAUUUUUGGAAAUGAACUUUUAAUUUUUUCUUUUGAUAACUUUUAUUUCUCCAUUUGUAUCUUCUGCUCUAACAUUGUGAAAAUGAAAUCUUACAUGUAGGAUGUUUCGUAAAAUAUGUGGAUAUCUUUAAUAGAGAUAUCUCACAGGUGAAUUCAAAAGUAAUUUUUUAAGAAAAAUCCAAAUGGGAAUUUAGUAUUUUAAGAAGUAUGGAGUUAAUCAGCAUUGUUGCAUAUUGACUAGUUACUAAUAGAUACGGGUAAUACGUAAGAGAGAAAAGGAUACAUUUGCAAACAUUGGGACGUAUUUAAAAAUUUAAAUAUUCUAUACAAUAAUAGAAAAGUUUUUUUGGUGUUUUUUAAGCAUUGAUUUUAAUAAAUGCAAUGACUUUCCUUGUGCAUGAUACUUCAAAAUUUUUCAAAUUUGCUCCAAUGCUCAAAUGUAACCCCGUUUUUCUACGGAUAAUACAGGGUGUCUAAAAAAUAUACGGUCUUAUUUAUAUUAAGAUUGUCGGACAGAUGGAAAAGAGAUUUCAUAUAAAUCUAUAUCCAAAAUUGCUUUAUAUUAAUAAAUUGCGAAAAAUUGAUCAUUGUUAGCAAAAAUUAUUCUUAUCGCUUUCAUAAUUUUUUAAAUAAGUCACUAAUUCAGAAACAAGUGCAUGUCAGUUAUUGUUUACAUAUCUGCACAAUUACAAUUUUUAAAAUACAAAACACUUGCAAUCAGCUUUUAUGUAAAUUAGUGAACAAAUGGAGUGAGAGAAUAUUUGUAUAUAUAAAUAGAAAAAAUAUGGACAAUAAGAAAAAAAUCACUUUCAAGCAAUUUAUAUAUAGAAAAGAAAAAAGAAAUGUUAGCUUUUAUAUAUUUCUUUUAUGUGCAAUUAUUUUUUCUAAUCUUGCUCAAUGCUUUAGAUUAAAUUUAAUAUUCUAUAGCGAUAUAUAAAAAUGGUACUUUUAUUUAACUUUUUUACUUUUCUACUACAAUUUGAAUUUUAGAAUAAUUUUAGAUAUAAGACGACAAUGAGACAAAUACGAAAUUUUUGACAAUUUUUAGAGAAAAUGUUUGCAUAGUGUAGUUUUUUAAACUAAUUGAACAAGAAUGUCUUCUCUGGAAUGUUAUCUAGCAAUCACUGCUUUGUUUAUAAGAUCAUCUUUGAAUGUUAUUAUGCAAAAUGUUUUUUUUCUUUUUUUUCAUGUUAAUUAUUCGUAUAAAACAUCAUAAUAUACACUACACAUUGAUAUAUGAAAUGGCAUGCUUAGUGAUAGUUUUACUUCUGUUAUAAGUUAUAUUUUGUAUUGUUUUGUGGAUUAUACAUUCGUUUUUCUCAUGAAUCCAUAUAUUUACUCAUAAUAUACAAAAAUUCAGAUAAGUGAAUACUUUAUGACAAAAUUAUUUAUAAUCAGUUUUCCGCGAUAUUAAUAUCUACAAGCAUACUCUUUUAUGAAACAUUCUAUAUAUAGUUUUUUCUGCGAUGUUGAUGGAAGAUAUUUUGGAUGGUAAAGUUAGGUGUCUCACUCUGUAAAGUAUUAUAAAAAUGCACACUUUUAUUGUUGAAUUUGCCGUAUGUGAGAAUCAUUCUUAUGUAUAAAAUUUAAAACGGCGACUGUCCGAGUGCGUAUUUGUGAGAGAAAUGUUUUCGUAAAAGCGUUCCUGCAAAUCCAUUUAAAUGAAAAAAAGACAAAAAAGAAAAUGGUAUUCUUCCAACAAAGACUCUCGAUAUUACGAAUAUAAUAUCCGCUUCUUUAAAUACAUUAUCUAAUAUUGAAGCAUCAUCCGCCUCUCACAAUUAUUGCGUUUCAACUAACAUGAUAUAUAGAAAGAAUAACCCCUCUAGCAUCACACGCACUUUCUCCUGAUUGCAAAUUCUUUGGCUUAAGUGGAAGAAAUAUUAAAGAGAUCAGAGAUGAAAGAAAAUGCAGUGAAUCUGAAACAUCUUGUACAUAUAUUAAUUUCAGUUCUUGAAUCCUGCAGUACUUGCGUGCGGCAUGCCAUUGUAAGAAUGAUUAUCUAUUAUGCUUGCUUAUUAAUGAUUAUUAUUAAUUUUAUAUUAUUGAAGUCGUAUUUGACCUUAGAUUAAUGUUUUCAUUUUAAAGACUUUUGCGGUGCAAUUCACAUCAAAUCUAAGACUGUAUACAGUAUGACAGUGCUGGAGGAUUUAGAGCAAUGUUAUAUUUAUCAUAAUGGAAUUAUAUAUUAUCUUGUUAUUAGAGAAUUUAUUUAUAUUUAAGAAACUAUAUAUUUAGUUCUUAUUCUGUGUAUUAAAAUACUCUAUAGGUAUCAUUUUAUCUUUUUACACUAUACAAAAAAUUGUUAUGUAUGUAUACUUCAUAUUUAAUAUGUAUAUCCAUCAUGUUUCUUUUAUUAGAACAGUUGUUACUCAAUAUCGAUUUUCAAGUUAAUCUACAUGCGGAUAAUCAACAUUUUUUAUAUGUACACUAUGCAAUGUUAUAAAAAUACUUUCAUUUUCCAUGACAUAUGUAUUGAAAUUAAUAAUUGUUGCAUGAAUCGUAACGCGCGCAUUUAUAAUUAAGUAAUUAUAUGCAUUAACGUCGAAUCUAUUGGAAAUUAUAUAAAAAUUAUGUAAAAAUUAUGUUAAUAAUUUUAAGAAACGCGGAUUUAUAUAUCUUUUUUGCAAAUUGCAUUUUAUACAAAAAUUUAUAUUGAAUGUAAAAAUGUGUUUUGUAACAUUUUCUUAUCGUAUGAAUAUUUAAAGAAUGUAUUAUUAUUAUUAUUAUUGUGGAAAGCAUUACUCUACUAUUAUUGUUAUUGUACUGCUAUUUUUACUAUUGCGAUUUUUGCUGCUAUUAACUCGCUCUUUUAUCUUAUUAUUACUGUUCCUCACAUAAAAUCUCUUUCUCUCUCUACAUCAUUUGUCAAUGUAUUUUCGUUAUACAUCAUUAUUUAAAAUUAUUGUAACUUUUCCGCGUGUUAGAGAUAUUUUACCAAUGUUACAAAUACAUUGCAUUAAUUGUGUGUGUGCGCUUGCAAAAAUGUUUAAUAGUCAAAUAUAUAAAACAUAUCAAAAACCACGAUUAGCAUAAUAUGCAUUUCUCAAAUUUAUUUUCUUUUUUAUUUCUUGAACUUAGGCACACUCUCAUAACAAAUAAUAGUUAUUACAUGAAUAUAAUUAACAAAAUCUAUACAUUUAAUAUUAGUAAUGUUUAGUAAAAAGACCCUAAUUAUAUAACAAAUCUGAUUCGAUUACAUUCGUACUAUUCUUGCAUAUAUCAUUUCUCUUUAUCAUCAAUGAUUUAUAUUGGGAUCUGGGAUGUCAGAUAUGUACUGAAUAGAAUCGUUAUCAAGGCUUUGACUAUAUAAGGUAGUUCGUUUAUUAAAGGUCUAACCAAAGAAGAUCCUAUUUAAAAAUAUAAAUUGAAAAGUAUAGACAAAAGUUUUUAAUACGAAGUUUCGUUUUCGAGAUGUUCAAAUUUAAACAAAAAAUUAAUUUCUCUAUCCCAAGCUCGCAUAGCUUAUUAAUAUAAAAAAAAAUAUUAAAAAACGCAGAAUAUGUUAUCCAUUUAGAAAAUAAAGAUGGUUUUAUAGUUCAUAUAGCUUAUUCGAAAAUUUUAAUCAUUAUUUUUUGAAUAACCCGUUAAAAAACUUUUUAAUCACACUUUAAUUUUUUAGCGAAAAUAUCGAAGCGCUAUCUUUCUGAAUUAUAAGCGACUAGAAAUAAAGAUUUUUUUGUUUUUUACAGUAAAAAAAAUUUAUAUAAUGGAAUUUUAUUUUAGAAUUUGAUUAUAAAAAUAUAGCAAUAAUAAAGUAUUAAGUUAUAAUAAUAAAAUAAUAAUAAAGUAUUAAGUUAUAAUAAUAAAAUAUAUAUAUAUAUAUAUAUAUAUAUAUAUAUAUAUAUAAUCAAAAUUUUUUUAAUAUUAGGAAAUUAAAUCUAAUGAGCUUUCUUCGACACUUUGCUAAGAGAUCAUCUUCAAAUUCGUCGGUCGUUAGGAUCAAAGUCGCGCGUAUGUAUCGCAGAAUACCUUGUAUAGUCAAAAGAUAAUAAAUAAGAUAUGUGUACGAUUUGAAGAUGUAUAUAACGUAGUUCCUUUGCUGCGCACAAUUUAGAAUCAAUGAUGAGAUUCAUUUCGAUGCAUUUGACAAAAGCUUUUCAAUAUGUAUAGUAUAUAUUGAUUUUGCUUUAUAUUAAUCUUGUUAUAAAUUCUUUUACAAUAUAUUUAUAAUAUACAUUUUAUUGUCAAAAAAACUAUGUAUUUAUUUUGCAAAAUGUAAGAAAUUCACAUUAUCAGAACAUUACUUAUGGUUAUAAUUCAGCUCGUAUAUUGGCUGUACUAUAAUUGUAUAGUACAGACGUAUAAGGGAACGAUUUGCACAAAAGAAGUCUGAAUGAUUCUCUCAAAGUGGUAAAGGUGAUAAAGGAAAAAAAAUCUAGACAAAUUUUUAGUAGAUAAUUAGAUAAGACAAGUGCAAGAGAUUUGCUAGAAAAUGCACUUUUUAUCAUACUGACAGUAUAUAUAUAAUAUAUAUACAUGUAUGUAUUGAAAAAAAUGUUGAGGAGAUGGAUUUUCAAUUUGAGGAAUUGGAAACGAAAGCCUCGCUUGCCAUAUGUAAUCUUAAUAAAACAUUUUCAGACGGCCCCA
Molecule: messenger RNA, 7256 nt
Organism: Cataglyphis hispanica
Lineage: Eukaryota; Metazoa; Arthropoda; Insecta; Hymenoptera; Formicidae
Gene: homer
Product: homer protein homolog 2
Exons: 6
Coding region: 570-1841 (423 amino acids)
Biological process (GO): G protein-coupled glutamate receptor signaling pathway; regulation of store-operated calcium entry
Cellular component (GO): plasma membrane; dendrite; cytoplasm
Molecular function (GO): G protein-coupled glutamate receptor binding
Source: RefSeq, a predicted model, not a curated record